Vigna umbellata (rice bean) is the source of this 627-nucleotide messenger RNA. Its product is annotated as protein PHLOEM PROTEIN 2-LIKE A9-like. Lineage: Eukaryota; Viridiplantae; Streptophyta; Magnoliopsida; Fabales; Fabaceae. The record is from RefSeq and is a predicted model, not a curated record. Gene Ontology annotation, molecular function: carbohydrate binding.
CGCUCACAGAAACUAUCCAUAACAAAUAACUUUUUUUUUUGCAGAUUUUCUACAAUGCCUUUCAAGAAGCCUCAUCACACCUCUGACGAGAACUACAUAACAAAGGAUGGCGACAAGUUCGUAAUACUUCCCAGAGGACUCAACAUUAUUUGGGGAAAUGAUUCUCGAUACUGGAAAAUACCAGAGAACGGUCCUGCGGAACUUAUACAAGUUUCAUGGCUGGAGGUAUCCGGGGUGGUAAACAUAACAAAAGCAGCGACAUAUUCUGUUUCAUUUGAGGUUAACGUUAAAGCAGAUGGAUUUGGAUGGAAGGGCACAGAUGUUCUUGUGAUGGCUAAAAUCGGUAGAAACGGAAAAUAUAAGUUUAAAGCAAACAAGCUAAAUCAUUGUCAGAACAUCGUCAUUCCCUACGAACGACUUGAGAUUCGUGUGGACGUCCCAUCGGAUCUUCAUUUUGGACUUUAUGAAGUCUGGAGCGGAAAAUGGAAGGGAGGCCUUGAAAUUAUCAAAGCUGUGGUCCAACCUCUGCCAUAACUUCAUCACCUUCUUGUUAUGUGUACUCUCUGCACCACACACAUUAUUCAAAUAAUUACAUACUUAUAUCUGUAAUAAAUACUCUAUUUUAAA